UCCGCCAGAUCGCUCCCAUGGAUCUGCUAUGGUCCCUGUUCGCUAUGCCUUUCAGCGUGGUGCGAGAGAACAACAAGGCGACGAUGCUAGGCCGGAUUUUGUGUUUCAUAUUCCGUCUCGUUCAUUUUUCCCUGAGCACCGCAACGAUGACAUUGGCCUUCGCCCUCUUGGACCUCCCCCUGCCUAUUCUCCGCCCUUUGACUUUCGGGGCUAUGAUGACGAAACAUCUGACGAGAGUUGCAGUGAUUUGGACUUUGGCGAUAGCUGUUUCUUCUCCCCGAUUCAUCUACCAGAACUUGUAUCUGAUCAGCCUCGAGGAGAACCUCUGGAUGCCUCACCUCCCCGACAUCCUAGACAGCGACUGGCUCGUGAUGAAGCUUCUCAAAAUCGUGAUUUCCAGCGUGUACUUCCUGGUGCCUCUGCUGCUGUCCGCCAAGGCAUUCCUGAUUAUGAUCAGGGUGCAGUUGCUUACCAUUGCUGCAGAGAUGCAGUUUCUCGAGCUGGAAGACGUCGUCCCGCCAGUCCCCAACCGCAGGAAGACCCUCAUGCUCCUCCUUGUCCUCGUUGUGGUCUUUGUCAUGUCUUCGUUUCCCCUCAGUUUCUAUGUGGCACUUAUUGCCAGUGCAGACGCCAAGACCAAGAGUGCUGUGUCCUUUGCAUGCCAAUGGUUUGCCCUGAUCAACCAGCACAACGUUCAGUUCGUGCAUUGCGGGGUGGAGAAUUUCGAGAACAACAUCAGGCUUUUAGUGUCCGAGGGCCACGUGUCGCCGAAGCCCUUGUGAAUCUCCCUACUGCAGACUGUUUAACUGGACCCUGGAACUCAUACCUUGCAGUGACACCGGAUCUUCUGAUCAGUGACCAUUUCACAGGACAUGCGGUCAUGUUGGGCUCUGACACUUAUGCCCUUAUCAUCAUUGGAUUGAGGAUUUCUCUUGUUCUUGUACUUUGUGGACUCAUCAGCUCAAUUUUGCAUUUAAUCUAAGACCCCAAGUCUCAAUUAAAUACCACUACCUGCAUGAUCCUCCAACCAUUCCCCAUCCCAGCCUGGAUCUCCAUCUCCCUCGCCCCAACCUCAAGCAUGCAGAUACCACAGAUCCCCAUUAGAUAUCUCUGUCCCCCAAAUAGCAACCGUCCCCCACCCAGUAUGUUGACAACUUUGGCUGUUUCUCUGACCUUGAAAGGUAGAUGAGAGAGAGAGAGAGAGAGAGAGAAAGAAAAAAAAAGAAAGGAAGGAAGGAAGGAGGAGGACUCCAUGGGAGUUCUGGGGCCUUGGGUCAGAUUCUUUCUAGAAAGAGCUAGGGCUCUCCAGCCUGCCUUAGCAAACCAGCCUUGGGUGAGAGUGGCACUGAGGUAAGAAGAAGAUUAAAAGAUAAACAACUGUUUCUGGUCCAAGACAGUUUCCCAUGACAGAUUUUCCCCUUGGCCUUUGAGGGCCACUUUAGAACAAGAAAUGCCCUGCUCUCAUUAAUUCCUUUAGUCCAGUCUGGAGCUCCAUCAAUCAACAGGCCCGUUCACUGGGAUAUUGAUGUGGGAAACAUUAGGAGUGCAACAAUUUCCCUGAGAUUUCAGCCUUCUUUAAUUAGAUCAUUCGUUCACAAUUAAUGGGGACUUUUUAUGCUCAGUAUUUAUUCCCAGAUAGAACAGGUAGGGACCAUGUAGGGACAAAAUGUGAUAUACCCUUUAGAGUCCAUCUUCUCCAGGAAAGGCUUGGGAAGAAGUUGGUACUAGAGAGAAAGACCUCUACCUUCUGCACCUAACUGAACCGUUCCCAGGCCUUCUUGCCACGUGGCAGGUGGCCGGGCAUAGAAGAGGGGUAUAGGAAUGGCCAGAUAUCCUGGCAUCUAUGUCCAGCCCAGUGAGAGGCGAAGAGAGACUGUCCAGAAGGCAGAUGUGGGACAGAGCAGAAGGAUUUGGGAAAGGGAUCAUGGCCACAGAAAGAGGCAGUCUUUCCCUCAGUCCCAAGCCUCACUAGCCUUUGGGCUGGGAAUAGCCUGGGCUGGGGGAACCCUUUGCAGAAGCCUCUUUUUUACCUUGUGGCUGAAUAAUAUGGAGGGGCUUGGGUCCUUCUUGCUGCUGCUCAGGCAGGGAUGAGCAGCAAAGGCUAGAUCCAAGCUAAACAUUUUCCAUGAUGGAACUGCCCGGCUGGGCAGGAAAGAGGCGCAAAUUGAGAGGCACAACCUGAGGGGUAAAUUUCAGCACAAUUCAGACCACGAAAAGCACAAAACAAAUCAUUUUCAAAUUAAUAUGAUUUUUAAGUCAGGAUCUUGCUCAAAGUCCCUUCUUCAAGUCACCAAUUGGUGGAGGUCCCAAAUUCACGCAUGCAAGUAACUCGAUGACCCAAGUGGAGAGAAAGCUGCUCCCAAGAAAUGGAGCAUCAGAAGAUGAGCAGGGCUUAGAGUCAGAACCUAGGGACAAAAUUGGGAAAUUGGCCAAAGUUGGAUCUUCCCUCACAUUCCAUGUCUUCUUCUAGUUCCCACCUCCUCCCUUCUCUUCCUGGGUGCCUGUCAUAUCCCUUAACUUCCCGGGGCUGUGUUUCUCUGUUUCCUUAUUUAAACUACUUAAUGUUAUCUAUAUUGUCCAGAGCUCUCCACAAAACUUUAGAAUUAGUUUGUGCUACUGUGUUAAAGUAUUUAUUAAUGUGAAAUCUAUAUUGUAACUUAAUGUAAUUUCAAUAUAAAGUGUUAACACUUUUGCAGGGGACCAUUGAAGACUCCAAAGUCUUCAAGACCCCUAAAGAUGGCUCUUGAAUGGUAGGAUUGUAAGCAUUGUGCCAGGCCUUGUGAGGGCUGCAUUUGGGGGUUGGGGAUUCAAUAUCCUCAGGUCUUAGAUGUUACCAGCCUCGGCCUCCACUUGCGCGGUUUCGCCAGCAGCCCUGAACCGGCUCUAAGUCACUGGGCAGAGAGGAAUUGUUAUUUGAGAGUUUUGCAUGACAAAAAUAAAUUCUAGUUCA
Molecule: messenger RNA, 2950 nt
Organism: Phascolarctos cinereus (koala)
Lineage: Eukaryota; Metazoa; Chordata; Mammalia; Diprotodontia; Phascolarctidae
Source: RefSeq, a predicted model, not a curated record